AUGGCUUUAAAGCGUAUUAAUAAGGAACUCAAAGAUCUUGCGCGUGAUCCUCCCUCUUCUUGCUCUGCUGGCCCUAUUGGCGAUGACUUAUUCCAUUGGCAAGCUACUAUUAUGGGUCCUGAAGACAGUCCUUAUCAAGGUGGUGUUUUCUUCCUGUCUAUUCAUUUCCCCACUGAUUAUCCCUUUAAACCCCCAAAGAUCAAUUUCACCACCAAAAUCUAUCAUCCCAACAUCAACAGUAACGGUAGUAUCUGUCUAGAUAUCUUGAAGGAUCAAUGGUCACCUGCACUUACAAUCUCAAAAGUCCUUCUUUCAGUCUGCUCCCUUCUCACAGACCCUAAUCCUGAUGAUCCGCUUGUUCCGGAGUUGGCCCAUAUCUACAAGACUGACCGUGCACGUUAUGAAGCUACCGCAAGAGAUUGGACCAGAAAAUAUGCCAGUAAGUGA
Mycotypha africana is the source of this 447-nucleotide messenger RNA. RefSeq names its product ubiquitin-conjugating enzyme E2-16 kDa. The coding region runs from base 1 to 447 and encodes 148 amino acids. The transcript has 6 exons. NCBI's taxonomy places the organism in Eukaryota, Fungi, Mucoromycota, Mucoromycetes, Mucorales, Mycotyphaceae. Gene Ontology annotation, cellular component: nucleus. Gene Ontology annotation, biological process: protein polyubiquitination. The record is from RefSeq and is a predicted model, not a curated record. Gene Ontology annotation, molecular function: ubiquitin conjugating enzyme activity.